CGCUCCUUCCGGCCUCGCGCGGCGUUACGCGACCGCUGCUCCCGACGCGCGGCCUGCGUGGUUCUUCUGCGCGGUGGUGGAUUUCGCCAGCGGCAGAGCCUGAGGCGGAGAUGGCUGCCACGCUGCAGCGCAUCGAGCGACUAUCCAGUCGAGUGGUGCGUGUGUUGGGCUGUAACCCGGGUCCUAUGACCCUGCAGGGCACCAACACCUACCUAGUGGGGAGCGGCCCCAGGAGAAUCCUCAUUGACACUGGAGAGCCAGCAAUUUCAGAAUAUAUCAGCUGUUUAAAACAGGCUCUAGCUGAAUUUAACACAGCAAUCCAGGAAAUCAUAGUGACUCAUUGGCACCGGGAUCAUACUGGGGGCAUAGAAGAUAUUUGUAAAAGCAUCAAUACUGAUGCUACCUAUUGUAUUAAAAAACUACCACGGAAUCCUUACAGAGAAGAAAUUAUAGGAAAUGGAGAGCAACAAUAUGUUUAUCUGAAAGACGGAGAUAUAAUUAAGACUGAGGGAGCCACACUAAGAGUUAUAUACACACCUGGGCACACUGAUGAUCAUAUGGCUCUCCUCUUAGAAGAGGAAAAUGCUCUCUUUUCUGGAGAUUGCAUCCUAGGGGAAGGAACAACUGUAUUUGAAGACCUCUAUGAUUAUAUGAACUCCCUAAAAGAAUUAUUGAAAAUUAAAGCUGAUAUUAUAUAUCCAGGACAUGGCCCAGUAAUCAAUAAUGCCGAAGCUAAAAUUCUACAGUACAUUUCUCACAGAAAUAUCCGAGAACAGCAAAUUCUUACAUUGUUUCGUGAGAACUUUGAAAAAUCAUUUACAGUAAUGGAGCUUGUAAAAAUUAUUUAUAAGGAUACUCCCGAACAUUUACAUAAAGUGGCUAAACAUAAUCUCUUACUUCAUUUGAAAAAGCUAGAAAAAGAAGGAAAAAUAUUUAGCAACACAGAUCCUGACAAGAAAUGGAAAGCCAACCUUUAGUUUUAGAUUAACGAAAACAUUGCUUUGUUUUUAGAGAACAGUAUGUUUAAAUAAAUAAAUAACCUAUAUUAUA
Nycticebus coucang (slow loris) is the source of this 1050-nucleotide messenger RNA. RefSeq names its product lactamase beta 2 (gene LACTB2). The transcript has 7 exons. Gene Ontology annotation, molecular function: RNA endonuclease activity; single-stranded RNA binding. Gene Ontology annotation, cellular component: mitochondrial matrix. NCBI's taxonomy places the organism in Eukaryota, Metazoa, Chordata, Mammalia, Primates, Lorisidae. Bases 111 to 977 code for a protein of 288 amino acids. The record is from RefSeq and is a predicted model, not a curated record.